GGGGUGGUCUUCAGAGUCAGCCCGGGCUCUCCAGGUUUCUGUGCGUCUGCGGCCACUCGCACCCUCCUCACGCCCCCUGCGCCGGGCACCGUCAGCUCCGGGGCUCUGGGCUAACCAGGCUUUAGACCAGGACCUCUUAAUGGAUUCCUGGAUGAUACUCUGUAUGGGAGUUUUGAAACGUCUCUUGUGCAAAACAGAGUUCCUCCGUCCCCCUCCCUCCUAAACUAGCUGCUCCUGCAGUCUCCCCAGCCUCGGGGGCACCGUUUCUGACAUAAAGGGAGACCCGGGCGUCACCUUGGACUCCUCCCUCUUCCCUCCACCUGUAUCCACUCCAGCCACCUCUUACGGGAUCGGACCUCCAAACCACUUGUCCAGCUGGCCUCCGCUUCACUCCCUCUACUGUUGCUGCCCUGGUGAGGUCGCGUGCCCCUCGCCUUGGUGACGGCCUCCACCUUCUCCCUGCUCUCCCCGUGCCCAGGCCCGCUGCCUUCUAGUCGGUCCACUAAUUGGCCGUUAGCGUGCCUCUGCCUGAGAGCUCAUCUGACCACGGGCCGUGUCACUGCUCGGCUUAGAAACCGUUCCACGACCCUGCCUUGUCUUUAGGCGAAAGUCCCAUAGCUGCGCGUUCCCCCUGGAGAAUCGCCCUCCGCAGUGAACACGUUUACUGGCGGAGGCCUGCGCUCCUCAGGUUGGCUGUGGGGCAUAGCUCGGUGCCCUGGACCAAGGACCAGUGCAGCAUCACCUCCGGUGAACAUCUGGAAGGAGGCUAGCCCGUUCUCCUAGCGUUUGGAGCUCAGUCCAGUGACAGGGACAGCUAAAUCCCCAGGGCCUUUGUAUUAGGCAGACGUAGGUUUGGCUUUGUAAAACCAAAACAAAAAGCCAUAAUGGCUUAAGGGAGGGGAACGCUUGUUUCCCUCUUAGAUAAGUAAGUCCAGAGGCAGGCAUUCCACGGCUGGCCUGUCAGCUCCGAGGAGUCGUCAGGGACCCAGAGCCUUCUGGCUCUGGUCUGGCCGUAGGGUAAGCUGGUGUGCUCGCGUCCCAGAGGGCGCUCUGCCCCACGCACAGCGUGGAAACGCGAAGAAAUGCAUCCCUCACCCCUAAGGAGACUUCCCAGAGCCCCGUGUACUUUUGUCUGCAUUUUACUGUCACACCUGCCAGAAUUUGGUCACGUGCCCACACCCAGCCGCAAAGAAAGCUGAAGAAUGUAUUUCUUUAGUUAGAUUCCUUGCUAUGCUAAAUGAAUUCAUUAUUCUGUUGCUGAUGAGGUAGGCAAGAAUAGAUAUCGGGUAAUAACUAAAACUUUUGCCACAGGCUCUUAGUUUAAAAAGUAUAGGCCUUGAGAUCUAAAAAAGCAUUAGGAAACUCCUAUAAAGAGGCCAUUUAUAAACCAAUCUGUAGAAACAAAGAACAUUGCUAUAUAUAAAGACAACAACCAGUUACGAAAUGUAAGAAAACUCACGAAGAGGGAAGACGUACAACAGAGAUGUGAUGGAUAUAAAAACAAAAACAUCAGGAUACGUUUGGGAAUUUUACAGAAUUGUACUAAAAUUGAUCUGGAGAAGUAGGAGUGUGGACAGGAAGCGUCUGGAAAAGAAGACUGAGACAGAACUUUGUCCAACAUGGUGAAGAGUCCAGUAAAGAAAGCUACAGUAGGUUGAGGCUCUGGUACCAGGGAAGGAUUAGACAGGUCCUGGAAGUAUAUGGCGUCUAGACGUUGACCCCAACGUCGACCUCUGGGCUGUGGCACGGCAGCAUCUCGCAUCAGUAGGGAAGAGAACGGUAGGGCUGGACGCAACGCGCUGACCGUCUGGAGAGGAUUAAGCUGCACACAUCUCCACCCGAUGUCAGCGAGCCAGGAGGACUUCCUUUGGUUCUGGGGCUGGCCCAGCCACUGUCCCCUUUUGGAUGGUCAGCCCCGGUUUCCAGUGCCCCGUAGCGUAGACCUGACCCUCGGGCUGGAGCUCCCGGCCGCACCAGCUUCGGCCACUUCACGUGCCUGCCCUCUGUCAUUUCAGAUCGUGACAUGGGGACUGAGCACACGGAGGUCAUUCCCAAGGAGGAAGUUUGUGAAGAGCCCGAGCCCCCCGGGGCGGCCGACGAGGGCCGGCAGUUCGGAGCGGACGCGCGGGCGCGGCCCCCGGGAGGGUCCGUGGACGCGAGCGUGGCGCCCGGGUCUUCUCGGGGCGGUGGCGUCGCGUCGGGGCUGAUGACCGUCAAGAGGUCCCCGUCCAGCGAGAGGCUGCAGGAGGACCCGCCUCCGCCACCGGGGGCCCCCGCGCCGCAGAGGAGCCCCGUGCGGGAGAAGCCCCACACGUGCCGGGAGUGCGGGAAGGCCUUCAACCAGAACUCGCACCUGACGCAGCACCUGCGCGUGCACAGCGGCGAGAAGCCCUUCCAGUGCGGCGAGUGCGGGAAGCCGUUCGGGACCAACUCCAGCCUCCGGCGGCACCUGCGCAUCCACGCGGGCGAGAAGCCGUUCGCGUGCACCGAGUGCGGCAAGGCGUUCAUCCAGAGCUCGCACCUGGUGCACCACCACCGCAUCCACACCGGGGAGCGGCCCUACCGCUGCGGCGAGUGCGGCAAGGCCUUCAGCCAGAACUCGGCCCUGCUGCUGCACCAGCGCAUCCACACCGGCGAGAAGCCGUACGCGUGCAACGAGUGCGGCAAGGCGUUCCGCGUGAGCUCGCAGCUCAUCCAGCACCAGCGCAUCCACACGGAGGAGCGCUACCACGAGUGCGGCGAGUGCGGCAAGGCCUUCAAGCACAGUUCGGGCCUCAUCCGCCACCAGAAGAUCCACACCGGCGAGAAGCCCUACCUGUGCGGCGAGUGCGGCAAGGGCUUCGGCCAGAGCUCCGAGCUCAUCCGGCACCAGCGCAUCCACACGGGCGACAAGCCGUACGAGUGCAGCGAGUGCGGGAAGACCUUCGGCCAGAACUCGGAGAUCAUCCGGCACGUGAGGAUCCACACGGGCGAGAAGCCGUACGUGUGCGGCGAGUGCGGGAAGGCCUUCCGCGGCAACUCGGAGCUGCUGCGCCACGAGCGCAUCCACACGGGCGAGAAGCCGUUCGAGUGCCCCGAGUGCGGGAAGGCCUUCCGGCGGACCUCGCACCUCACGGUGCACCGGCGCAUCCACCGCGGCGACAAGCCGCACCAGUGCGCCGAGUGCGCGCGCACCUUCUGGGACGGCUCGGAGCUGCUGCUCCACCGGAAGGUGCACACGGGCGAGAAGCCGUACGAGUGCGACCGCUGCGGGAAGCCGUUCGGCCAGCUGUCGCAGCUGGCGCUCCACCAGCGGACGCACACGGGCGAGAGGCCGUACGAGUGCCAGCAGUGCUCCCGGACCUUCAGCAGGAGCUCGCACCUGCUGCGGCACCAGAGCGUGCACUGCGCGCAGUGAGCCCGCGCCGGCCGGCGCGCCCCCG
This is a messenger RNA of Panthera uncia (snow leopard), 3422 nucleotides long. It is a transcript of the gene ZFP3, whose product is annotated as ZFP3 zinc finger protein. The coding region runs from base 2024 to 3397 and encodes 457 amino acids. The transcript has 2 exons. NCBI's taxonomy places the organism in Eukaryota, Metazoa, Chordata, Mammalia, Carnivora, Felidae. The record is from RefSeq and is a predicted model, not a curated record.